UAAAUAAAUAUGUUAGGAAAAAUAAAACGAAUUCCAAAAGUCCCCAUAGUCAAGACCACAAGCUCCUAACCAAACCAAACUAUCCAUUACUUCACCUUAUGAGAAGCUGUAGCUACUUCUCCUAUCAAUGGCAAUAUCUUCGCUUUCUUUGAGCUGGGUUUCAACAAUCUUAUCCCAAAAGUUAAAUGCCCCUUCCUUAUAUGAAUUGCCUCGGGCCAUUUCAUUAGCUGGUAACAACUCUGUUACGUGCACUGCAGAAGCAACCUUAACUGGAGAAAGCAAGUGCAGGAGACAAUUGUUACUAUUGGGAGUUGGAGCACUGACAACAAGUUUACUCCCAGCAAAGCCCCUUCUUGCUGAAGAGGUACCAAAGAACUAUAAAGCUUUUGUUGACUCAAAAGAUGGAUAUUCAUAUUACUACCCCUCAGAUUGGAUAGAUUUUGAUUUCAGGGCUCAUGAUUCUGCCUUUAAGGACAAAAUCCUGCAAUUGCAGAAUGUUAGAGUGAGAUUUAUACCGACUGAUAAAAAAGAUAUUCAUGAUUUGGGACCAAUGGAACAGGUUAUAUCCGAUUUAGUGAAACAUAAGUAUGCUGCACCAAAUCAAGUUGCAACUAUAUUUGGCAUGCAAGAGAGAUCUGAAGAUGGGAAAAACUAUUACACUGUUGAAUAUCAGCUUACAUCUCCAAACUUCUCGACUACUUCGUUUGCAACCAUAGGAAUUGGCAAUGGACUUGUAACCCUUGUUCCAUAUAAAUGAAUUUGACAUUGUAAAACAAGCCUUGAUUGCGCUUCUGUACAGGGAGAUAUUACACUCUGGUUGUGGUAGCAAAUGAAAGACGGUGGAAAAGAUUUCGCGACAGGCUCAAAGUAGUCGCUGACUCUUUCAAGAUACUUGAUAUCUAAAUAAGAGUGCUUGCAUUGGUCUGUAUAUAGUACACUUGGUAGAAAAUUUUUUGUUAUCAUCACCUCAUCUUUCCUUCUUUAUUUUCACAUCCCUUGACACAGAUUGUAUCAUCCUUCUUGUGUUGCUGCCACAUUUAUGCAUCUGGGAAUAUCACAUUACAUGGUUUAUCUCGUCC
Jatropha curcas is the source of this 1079-nucleotide messenger RNA. It is a transcript of the gene PNSL1, whose product is annotated as PsbP-like protein 2. Gene Ontology annotation, molecular function: calcium ion binding. Lineage: Eukaryota; Viridiplantae; Streptophyta; Magnoliopsida; Malpighiales; Euphorbiaceae. The record is from RefSeq and is a predicted model, not a curated record. Gene Ontology annotation, biological process: photosynthesis. Gene Ontology annotation, cellular component: photosystem II; extrinsic component of membrane; photosystem II oxygen evolving complex.